AUGUCCUCCACACUUCCUAGAUCGAGACAGGUGCUCUACGACAACACAAGCCCUCGCAUUAAUUACGAGGGCGAUUGGUUUUACAGGGAUGGCUUUGCAUUAGUGGGAGAUCGGAAUUUACCAUACCUCGGGGGCCAACAUGGGACAAACGAAUCUGGAAGUUUGUCCUUUGCAUUCAGAGGAACGCGGAUAAUGGUGCAGGGAACCAAUACUCCGGCUCCUUCAGGCGGCGAUGGCCUUAGUUGGACGUGUAGUCUAGAUGGGCGGCCUUUCGAGACAACGAGAGGGACGAGGCAACUUCAUAGAUGGCCGCUCUGCACCUCACCCGUUGUGGCAAACGGGGACCAUGUCCUCACUAUCAACGUGACCAACACUUCAUCUCGUACGACCUUUUGGGUCGACGAAUUCACCAUUGACCCGUCAGUCGACGCUGUGCGUGAUUUGGGCGAAAUGGACGUUAUAUUCGACGAGAACGACCCAGCUGUGGAGUACCUGACAGGGGAGUGGGUGAGGGACCAGUCAAACUCAGUUCUCUCGACCGACGAGGGUGCGUCGGUGAGAAUCAGAUUCUCAGGAACUGCCGCUACAUGGGUCGGACGCGGCCUCGAUGGUUUUCCAAGGGGCAACUCUACUGGUUUUUACGCUGUUGAUAACCGAGAUGCGAUCCCCUUUACAAUACUCGAAAACCCUGCAGAAGCCGGAAGAAUAUUCAACGUAGAGUUGUUUGGAACAGGCCCGUUGCCCAAUGGCCAGCAUACCUUGGUUGUCACUUACCAAGGACCGGCAGCGCCCAUCACCUUCGACAAACUGUUGGUCGAAAACGGAGACCCUCUCAUCGCGCCAGCAUCCGUCCUACCCUCGAGCACGCAGCAACCUUCAAGCAGUACAAGCGAAGUGGCCACCCCGAUCACCACCUUGCCUGCCGAUAAUUUGGAGACCGACAGCGGCAGUUCGGGUACACCUGUCGGUGCCAUCGUUGGAGGCACCCUAGGCGGGCUUGCAAUCAUCGCAAUCACAUUUGUCUUAAUCUUCUACGUGUCAAAACGCAGGAGGAACCGUGACUCGGCAUUCUAUGGCGGAGCUAUGUUUUCCGGGCGUUCUCAGCCUGCUGGUUUACCCCCAGAAACAGCGCAAAUCACACCUUUCACCUACCCAACAAACCAGCCUCCACCAUCGAAUGGAUACUCAUCAACAAACCCCUCAUAUGGUGGGCCGAUGUCAUCUCAAACUAUCUACAUGAAAUCCCCUAGCGGGCCAAUUCCUGUUCAUCCUAGCCACCACCACCAGACUAGCACCGAUUGGUCAUCUUCUGGGAUGGGUUCUUCAGGAACAGGACCAGGGGACAUCACCUCGCCAACCUCCUUAACCAACACGCAGAACCAGAGCGUCGGAUCGUCUCAUGAACCACCGCCAGCCGCAGCCCCUCCUGGUGAUUCUAAAGCUCCUUUGGCUGAGGCAAGUACGUCGGGCCCUGCAGUUGUUCAUCAUCAGGACAGCGGGGUCCGUUUAAGGGCCAGUGACGUCGUCCACGUCCCCCCUUCCUAUUCCCCGUAA
Messenger RNA from Coprinopsis cinerea okayama7#130, 1554 nucleotides. RefSeq lists its product as hypothetical. The coding region runs from base 1 to 1554 and encodes 517 amino acids. NCBI's taxonomy places the organism in Eukaryota, Fungi, Basidiomycota, Agaricomycetes, Agaricales, Psathyrellaceae. The record is from RefSeq and is a predicted model, not a curated record. The transcript is spliced from 3 exons.